CGGCAUUUGAAAAGUACAGCGCCUGAGGCUGGGAAAGGCAAAAUCACCUCGAUAUUGAAUCAAACACUAUUUUUUCCCCUCACAUGUUGGGCCGUUCGGUGGCAACCACCUUGCCACUAACUUUAGCCCAGCAUACGGCAACCUUUACAAAGGACCAGCACGCUGACCGACUGGCUGUCUGAAGUUCUGUUGAUGCCCUGCAUGUGUCAUUGUCCCGGUUAUGUGCUGACAUGGGAGACUGGUGGACGCCACCAAUGAUGCCAGACCCUGGUCUUGGGAUCCGAGAGUUCUCCAGUGUCUCCCACAUCGAUGAGUCUCCCUCCAGGCACAGAUCGCCCCCGGCCACUCGCGCCUCUGAGACGAACUCCAAACACUCCUACAGCGUGUUAACUGCCUUCUGCACAGAGGAGAACAUCCCACAGUGUGUUGCCUACGUCAACCAGGAGGCGGCGGCCCUGGGGCUGUGUGGCGUGUGUGUGGAGGCUCGGGGAGCAGGGCCCAGUCUCGGUGCUGCGUCUGCCUUGAACCUGCUCUAUGAGCUGCUGCAGCUCCAGAGGAGAGGCCAGCGGACCCUGCACGACCUCGAGACCCAGCAGCUAAAAAACAACAGCGACCUGGAACACUUGCAGCACAACAACUCCAGACUGAAAGACCAGCUUGAGCACACCCGGAGGGAGAACUCGGGCCUUCAUGAAGGCGAGCGUCAGCUCCAACUGAAGAUCCGAACCCUGCAGAGGUACCUGAAGUCGGAGAAAGAGGAAGUGCAGAAGCUUCAGAGCAUCAUCGCCAGCCGUGCUACACAGUACAACCACGACGCCAAGCGUAAAGAGAGGGAGAGUGCGAAGCUGAAGGAACGUCUCAACCAGCUGCUCGUGGACAAGCGCGACAAGAGACUCGCCAUUGAGGUGGCGAACUGCGUGGGCCGCGCUGACGGGAAAAGAAGCCUGUGGAAGACGAGCAAGAUGGAGGCCAGACACGAGGGGGAGAUGUACAAGGCUCUGCUGAGUGACUAUGAGGGGCGCCAUCAAGUGCUGCUGCAGGAGAAUGCUGAACUGAAGAAGCUCCUGCAGCUCAUGAAGAAGGACAUGGUGUCCAUGCUCAGCCCCAGGAAGACCACACGCGCACACAUGCCUGCUGAGGACAGCCUGGAGCAGGCGGGCUCUGAACCUGACGACGAGUUGUGUGAGGGCAGCAGAGACCCUCUGGAGCAGAUGUGUGAACAGGCUCGUGAGCAGCUGGCCAACAGCAUCCGUCUGCAGUGGAGGAGACUGAAAAGCCACAUGCAGAGACUCGACAGCCAGGUGUCGCUGGCUGCUAGUCGGGAGCAAGAGGAGGUGAUCUCUAGGAGGGAGCAUGAGGAGGCCAUAACACAUAUGAAGAUGGAACUACAGCAGUGUACAGAGUUCAUCCAGACUCAGCAACAACUACUGCAGCAGCAGCUGAGCUUGCCGUGUGACGAGGAGACGGCGGCCCUGCUGAACGACGGAUACUUGCUGGAGGAGAAGGAGCGUCUGAAGGAGGAGUGGAGCCUCUUCCACGAGCAGAAGAAGAACUUUGAGAUGGAGAGGAAGAACUUCACCGAAGCUGCUAUCCGCCUCGGCCACGAGAGAAAAGCUUUUGAGGAGGACCGUGCCCUGUGGCUGAAGACCCAGUUUUUGAACAUGGCCCCGUUUGUGGGCCACAGGCGGCAUGCCACAUCUGAGUCUCGCCGCGCCUUAACCAUCGGUGCUCAGUCCGGGGCCAAAGUCCCGUCCAGUCCGGCUCUUUCCUGCACGUCCGCGUCCCACACUGGCCUCUCCACACCCACCUCUGACCCCAUGACCCUGCCCUCCACAGCUGAGCUCUACCGUACCCUCCAGCUCAUACCGGACAGCAGAAGUCAAGGGAGAUGUGCCAGUAACAGUUUUCAGAGCGGCGCAACAAUGACCAAAUCACAGCUGCGCGACAGCUGUACAGACUGCAGUAUUUUCUCAGUGGUCAGAGAUGGGAACAGCGCCUCCUAGAGGUCAUCCAGUGUUGGGAUCAGUACAGAGACUGCAUGCUGUAUAUGGCACAGGUUAAAGUUCUGUGACCAUAAGCUUAACACAGCAGGAACCUGCCUGUCAGACCAGUAAUGCAAAUCCCUAUAGUGGGACUUGGACUGUAGUGACAUGCCUCUGACGCCAUGACUCAUCCAUACAGACCUAAGCCUCAGACAAUCCAAGUUUUUUUCAGCAUUGUUUACCUGUAAAAAAAUGUAUUAUAAUUUUUUUUUAAUAUAAAUACACACGCACACACACAGUGGAACACCCUAGUUGAGAAGGCACUAAUGUUUAUUAAUAUAUGUUUUACAGUCAUGUAAAAAUAAACAAGUGUAGCACAAUCAAAUAGAGCACUUUAAACAAGACUCCACUGAAAACAUCUUAGUUUCCAACAAUUUAUAUACUUACCUUUUUCUAUUUAACAUUAAAGUGGUAAAAAUAUAAUAUAACUUGGGUAUUUUCUUGGUUUGCUGAUUUUGUUUUAUUUUUUAUUUUUAAAUAAUAUAUGUAUGUUAUCUGCCAUUGCCGUGUCAUAUUAUGCAGGGAUAUGUAGACUGGAAUAGUUGUGGAUAAUAUUUUUGACAGAGUAGUUAUUGGGGAGAGUUUGCCUGUAGAAUCUAGUUUUUGUACAGAUAUGUGAAAUUUGUAGCAGUGAAAUAUAUGACUUGUAAAUGCUUUUUUCCAUUAAUAUUGUACAAUAAUUUUUUUGCUUUUUAUUGACCCAUCUGUUUGUAUAGACAGAUCAUGAAUGUUUCUCUGGUAGAAACACUACAGGUUUUUAGAGGCCGUACAUUGGCUGCUUGAACAUAUCAAUGUAAUAAAUGUUUUUAUUUUAAAAUGAGAUUUAUGCAAUCAGUGGUGUCCUGCUUAAGGCUAUAAUUUAGAAUUUUUGCAUUUAUUUCUGUUUACCUCAGUUCUUUGUCUAGUGUACGAUGGCAAAAUGAAUGAAAUAUUUACGCAGAGGUUCUUGACCCUUACAUAGCCUUGCCACCAAUAUUCAUAUUGCUACUAUUACUAAUGCUACAAAUAACUAAUAUUCAUAAGUUUCAGUUUCAGACUUAGACUUUGUAGUUUUGUUAGAGGGAGUCCUUUACUGGAUGACACUUAACCUUUUUUUUUCCCUACUACUUGUGUGUCGUAAACCUCAGUCGUUUGUCAGAAUGUAAGCACUGGUCCAGCUGAAAAUGUCAGGAAGUAGCCCUGUCCAGGCUGACUGUCAUCCAGUCGUUAGGAAGUGAACGGGAACACAGCCAACAGUUUGGUGAUAAAGGUUUAUUUCAGUAUGUAAACCACUACAUGGUGCUUGUGGUUUGGAGUGUAAGUUACAAAACUCACAAAUUUCAGUAAAGACUUAAAGAAC
Molecule: messenger RNA, 3381 nt
Organism: Electrophorus electricus (electric eel)
Lineage: Eukaryota; Metazoa; Chordata; Actinopteri; Gymnotiformes; Gymnotidae
Gene: ssx2ipa
Product: synovial sarcoma, X breakpoint 2 interacting protein a
Biological process (GO): intraciliary transport involved in cilium assembly
Cellular component (GO): centriolar satellite; ciliary basal body
Source: RefSeq, a predicted model, not a curated record